AUGCCCCCCGAAGCUCUUUCAUCCGUACCCCGUAUGCCUGACGUAAUGACAGCGCUCCCAUCUGGGGUCGUAACUCGCAUAUUCAGCCGCCUGAAAUAUGUUCAGCUCGAAGCUGAGAAGAUCGCAGAGACACUUGAAAAGGACGAGGAAGAAAACGGCAACCAGUUCCUUGUUCUACUUCAAAUAAGCCCCCGCAUCUCCGAGCGACUCUUCGAGGACCAUGAAUGCCUCAAGGGCGUGAACUACCGGUUCGAGUUUGAAGGUAAUACAGGUCUUUUGCGCGUGAUACCAGGGUAUCGCCAUGAAUACACCACUACGGGACUCUUGCAAAAAGUCAAUCUGCAACUGGAUAGCAUGGGACUAAAUGAGCAAUAUCGUUGGGGCGGAGCGACGCGAUAUAAAUCCCCAUUACGGAACAAAGAGGGAGACCAGGUGUUCAGCCCCUCUGAACGUUGGCCGUCUAGCACCAGAUUGCAAUGGCCUACCGUGGUUGUUGAAACGGGUGUAUCUGAGAGCCUGCCAAGACUACUUCAAGAUGCUAGAUGGUGGUUCGGAGCCUCUAAUGGAGAAGUACGCAUGGUGGUUAUCAUAUCUAUCAAGAAGACCGCUGUACAUUUUGAACAAUGGCAGCUUGCUCCACCCAAUGCCCCUCGACCCUUGACCAGAGCCUACAUUGACAGCCUCCGCCGGAAUCCCGGUAACGUGCCACCCCUCCUCCAACAGCCGUUCAAUACGCAGCAGCCAUAUUCGCAUGCUGAAGUAGAUGUGACUAAAACGACAGUCGAUGGUACCCCACUGACAAUCCCAUAUUGUGCUCUAUUCGACGUUCCUGUCCGACCCCCUAACAUGCAAGAUGUUGUGCUUGAUGCACAAGACUUCCGUUUCAUCACUGCAGUCAACUUCUCUUGA
Penicillium hordei is the source of this 909-nucleotide messenger RNA. RefSeq lists its product as uncharacterized. The record is from RefSeq and is a predicted model, not a curated record. The transcript has a single exon. Lineage: Eukaryota; Fungi; Ascomycota; Eurotiomycetes; Eurotiales; Aspergillaceae. The coding region runs from base 1 to 909 and encodes 302 amino acids.